Peromyscus maniculatus bairdii (prairie deer mouse) is the source of this 5421-nucleotide messenger RNA. RefSeq names its product sulfatase 1 (gene Sulf1). Gene Ontology annotation, molecular function: glycosaminoglycan binding; N-acetylglucosamine-6-sulfatase activity; calcium ion binding. Gene Ontology annotation, biological process: positive regulation of vascular endothelial growth factor production; heparan sulfate proteoglycan metabolic process; negative regulation of fibroblast growth factor receptor signaling pathway. Gene Ontology annotation, cellular component: plasma membrane; endoplasmic reticulum; cell surface. The record is from RefSeq and is a predicted model, not a curated record. NCBI's taxonomy places the organism in Eukaryota, Metazoa, Chordata, Mammalia, Rodentia, Cricetidae.
CCAGCCCUCAGCCUCCAAUCCGUAAGAGACGCUCAGCCCCAGCAAUUGGAUUGGGCAGCCUGUCUUGACACAGCACUGUGCUGAGUGCUUGAGGACGUGUUUCAACAGAUGGUUGGGGUUAGUGUGUGUCAUCACAUUCGAGUGGGGAUUAAGAGAAGGAAGGCUGCCCUGCUGGAGCUGUGUGGUCUUCUCCAAGUGAGAGUUGCAGGCAAAUCCAAGUACUUGGCUUUGGGGAAGAAGAGAAGGAAUUCAUUUGCAGCGGUCACAAGAAAAGCAGUAUUUCCAGGUGCUGAGGGCCAGCCGCCAUCAGCUGGAGAAGGUGAAUUUGGCAAAUGACAUGAAGGUUCUUCACGGCAGAAUCAUCGCAGGGAAGCUUCAAAGGACUCCAUCUGCAGAUGUUCUGAAAAUCUCUGAGUCUAGAAAUUGAUUAUUCAACCAGGAUACCUAAUUCAAGAACUCAGAAGACAGACGUAUUGUCAGCCUUGCAACAUUGGACCAAGUACAAUGAAGCCUUCUUGCUGGGCUCUGCUGCUGGCUCUUCUGGGCACAGAGAUGCUGGGGAGCCUGGGUUCCACCGUGCGGUCCCAGAGGUUCAGAGGGAGGAUACAGCAGGAACGGAAGAACAUCCGACCCAACAUUAUCCUUGUGCUCACCGAUGACCAGGACGUGGAGCUGGGUUCUCUGCAAGUCAUGAACAAAACGAGAAAGAUCAUGGAACACGGCGGGGCCACCUUCACCAACGCCUUUGUGACCACACCCAUGUGCUGCCCGUCCCGGUCAUCCAUGCUCACGGGGAAGUACGUGCACAACCAUAACGUCUACACCAACAAUGAAAACUGCUCCUCUCCCUCCUGGCAGGCAAUGCACGAGCCGCGGACCUUUGCCGUGUAUCUCAACAACACUGGCUACAGAACAGCCUUUUUUGGAAAAUACCUCAAUGAAUAUAAUGGCAGCUACAUCCCUCCUGGGUGGCGAGAAUGGCUUGGAUUAAUCAAGAAUUCUCGUUUCUAUAAUUACACUGUUUGUCGCAACGGCAUCAAAGAAAAGCAUGGAUUUGAUUAUGCAAAGGACUACUUCACAGACUUAAUCACUAACGAGAGCAUUAAUUACUUCAAAAUGUCUAAGAGAAUGUAUCCCCAUAGGCCCAUUAUGAUGGUGAUCAGCCACGCAGCGCCCCACGGCCCUGAAGACUCGGCCCCACAGUUUUCAAAACUGUACCCCAAUGCCUCCCAACACAUAACUCCAAGCUAUAACUACGCACCGAACAUGGACAAACACUGGAUCAUGCAGUACACGGGUCCCAUGCUGCCCAUCCACAUGGAGUUCACCAAUGUCCUCCAGCGCAAACGGCUCCAGACUCUGAUGUCAGUUGAUGACUCCGUAGAGAGGCUGUACAACAUGCUUGUGGAGACAGGCGAGCUGGACAACACUUAUAUCAUCUACACUGCCGACCACGGAUACCACAUUGGACAGUUCGGACUGGUCAAGGGGAAAUCCAUGCCAUAUGACUUUGACAUCCGUGUGCCUUUCUUUAUUCGUGGUCCCAGCAUAGAACCAGGAUCAAUAGUCCCACAGAUUGUUCUGAACAUCGAUCUAGCCCCUACCAUCCUGGAUAUUGCAGGCCUCGACACCCCUCCUGAUGUGGAUGGCAAGUCUGUCCUCAAGCUUCUAGACCUGGAAAAGCCAGGUAACAGGUUUCGAACAAACAAGAAGGCCAAAAUUUGGCGUGAUACGUUCCUAGUGGAAAGAGGGAAAUUUUUACGGAAGAAGGAGGAAUCCAGCAAGAAUGUCCAGCAGUCAAACCACUUGCCCAAGUAUGAAAGAGUCAAGGAGCUGUGCCAGCAGUCCCGAUAUCAGACAGCGUGCGAGCAGCCCGGGCAGAAGUGGCAGUGCAUUGAGGACACAUCCGGCAAGCUCCGCAUCCACAAGUGUAAAGGACCCAGCGACCUGCUCACCGUCCGUCAGAGCACGCGCGACCUCUACUCUCGCGGCGUGCACGACAAAGACAAAGAGUGCCAGUGUAGGGAGUCUGGUUAUCGAUCCAGCAGAAGCCAGAGGAAGAGUCAAAGGCAGUUCCUGAGGAACCAAGGAACACCAAAGUAUAAGCCCAGGUUUGUGCACACCCGGCAGACCCGGUCCCUGUCUGUGGAAUUUGAAGGUGAAAUAUACGACAUAAAUCUGGAAGAAGAAGAAUUGCAAGUGUUACCAUCGAGGAGCAUUGCUAAGCGCCACGAUGAGGGUCACCACGGGGUGGGAGGCCACCAGGCUGCUGUUGGUGACCUCAGGAAUGAGAUGCUGGCAGACAGUAAUAAUGCGGUUGGGCUACCCACCACUGUCCGUGUGACACACAAAUGCUUCAUUCUUCCAAAUGAUACAAUCCAUUGCGAGAGAGAGCUGUACCAAUCAGCCAGAGCGUGGAAGGACCAUAAGGCCUACAUCGACAAAGAGAUUGAAGUUCUGCAAGAUAAAAUCAAGAACUUAAGAGAAGUCAGGGGACACCUGAAGAAAAGGAAGCCGGAGGAGUGUAGCUGUGGUAAGCAGAGCUACUACAACAAAGAGAAAGGAGUGAAAAGACAGGAGAAGCUAAAAAACCACCUUCACCCUUUCAAGGAGGCUGCAGCCCAGGAGGUGGACAGCAAGCUGCAGCUCUUCAAGGAAAACCGUCGGAGGAAGAAGGCGAGGAAGGAAAAGAAACGGCAGCGGAAAGGGGAGGCGUGCAGCCUGCCUGGCCUCACCUGCUUCACACAUGACAACAACCACUGGCAGACUGCCCCGUUCUGGAACCUGGGGUCGUUCUGCGCAUGCACAAGUUCUAACAACAACACAUACUGGUGUUUGCGUACAGUUAAUGAGACGCACAAUUUUCUCUUUUGUGAGUUUGCUACCGGCUUCCUGGAGUAUUUUGACAUGAAUACGGAUCCUUAUCAGCUCACAAACACAGUGCACACGGUAGAACGGGGCAUUUUGAAUCAGCUACACAUACAGCUAAUGGAGCUCCGCAGCUGUCAAGGGUACAAACAGUGCAACCCAAGACCCAAGGGCCUUGACAUCGAGGACAAUUAUGGGAUGGAUGGGAAGGUUAGUCAGUCCAACGUCGUUUCCGACACCAACUGGCAAGGCCUGGAGGAGGUAUCCAGUGUGAGUGACGACACCGAUGAGUACAGACAUAACCCUGGACUGAGUCUGGAGUCCUGGACGAGCUACCUGGAGGCUGUAGAUAGAACAUUUGCAGUGCUAAACAGUCGCUCUGAGCAAAACAAAGCAAAUGGGACUCCAACUGCUCCAAGCGGUGGCUUCCCAGUCGCCUCUGCUGAGCUCUCGGUGUCAGCAGAGAUGGCCUCUGCAGAGUCGGGAGAAGACCCAAGUCAUGUGGUUGGGGAAACACCUCCCUUGACCUUGCCAGCCAACCUCCAAACCCUGCCUUUGAACAGACCCACAUUAAGUCCAGAGAGAAGACUUGAAUGGAAUAACGACAUUCCAGAAGUGAAUCAUUUGAAUUCUGAACACUGGAGAAAAAGCAAAACUGAAAAACAGAUGGGGUGGGAGGAGAUCCGCCAUCUUGACGGUGACAUCAGUGGCAAUGGCAUGACAGAGCUGGGACUCCAGUCUCAUCAUAGGCUGCAGCCCAUCAGCCAGCAUCAACGAGAAUGCCCCCAGGAUGCAGAGCCAGAAGAGGAUGCUUUUGAAGAUCAAUUGCAUCCUCAUGUUCAUUCUGACAGAACUUCUGUUCAUCAAGUGUUCAGUGUGUCUGGGGUGGAGCAACCUAUUCGUUCCAGCCCCAUGGAGAGACUGUUGGCCAAGAUGCGGAAGAGUGGUAUAAAAGAGUGGGUACCGAAUCUAGAGGGCAGUGCCUCCUCUCCACUCCCCUCUGAUUAGAUGAAAUGUUGCCUGAGUCUUUCUAAGUUUUUAUUAGUAAACUAGUGGUGGCGAGUGUAACUGCCAGCAUUCUGAGCUCCCCUGGAUACGUUUGCGCAGUAGAAACUCACUCGUGUGCACAUGGGCAGGUGAUGCUCGCUCACACGUGUGCAGGUGAUGCUCACACGUGGACUCAUUGUAGUUCACUGUUUUCCCAAGAAGAGAAAGGUGGGGGACAUUUUGUUUCUUUGUUUUCGGUACUAAAACAGUAUUAUCUUCUGGAUAUUGUAGGGACAUGCGUAUAUAAAGUCUAUCCAGUCAAAAUGGCUAGAAUUGUGCCUUUGUAAGUUUUAAACGCUUGACACCCAUGAUGACUCCGUCAACACAUCUUCCCUGCCUGCAUCCUGAAGUUUGGAUUCGUUUCUAACCACUGGAAAUUUUCGACAUCAUCAUAUUUGGUUCAAUGAUUUUGCACUUUGAGUUUGGAAUACUGUGUCUGCUUGGUUGGUAGUGUUAUUAUUUUUUUUUUAAACAGUCUUGUCAGAGACAUACUGUUUGUCCCAGGCAGGACAAAGGAAUAGACCCCCAGCAAUGACACACAGUAUGGAUCACAUAUUGUUUAACGUAUACUUUUUCCAGAGAACAUUGCAUGUAUUUUAUACCUUGACGUGCUAAAAUUGAUUAGCAAAAAGGCAUGGCUCACAAUGCUGGUGGUAAAAAAAUAAAAUGAGUUAAUAAGUAAUAAACAAAACAAAAAUUACCUGCUCUCUCUGUGCUUACUAUAUGCUCAAUACUGCUAAAUUUUGGUUACCGUCUUGAAAAAGGGACAGGACAAAGGCCAUUUUAUUUUAAUCUUUUUUUUCUUGGUUUGGUUAAUAAGCUUAAGUAUCAGGAAAAUAUGUGUAGUUUUGGCUUUCUACAAGACAAUUUUAAUAAAGUAAAAUCAUGAAUGCUGUAAAAUUUAGAUACACCAGUAUUUGCUUUAUAAACACUGCAGUAUGUCAAUAUUUUUAAAACUAUCACCAUGCUCUGAUUUUUCUAAAUGACAUAGUUCAAAACAGCUUUUGAAAAUCUGUAUUCUUGAUGUCACCCUGUUUCUCCUGGACUUUUAGAGACCACUCGAAGGAUUACCUCACUGAGAAUUUCCAUUGUCCUCUUCCUUCCCAAGGUCUUCUCGCUAUUGUUUAGCUGGAUGGUGGUUUUCUUUUGACUUUUAGAUAAUUCAAACAUGUGGAUAGUUGUAUUUUUGUUAAGUGUUUAAAGUAAACACUUUUCAAGAAAAUUUAAUGUGGUAUAGUUGAAUCCUUGGUAAUCGUAAGUCUUUACCAUAGAGCCUGUACAUACGCUAACUAGCCGUUGAUCAGAUGUGGCUGGCAGCUGCUGACAGAAUAAACGUAUUUAUCGUCUUGAAUGAUGUGUUUUGUAAAGAGAUUUCAAGAUAUUAGGAAGCAUACUAUGUUUUUUUUUUAAUCCUAUGUAAUGCUCUGUGAUACUUUGAUAGAACAAUUCUGGCUUCAGGAAAGCCUAGAAGCGAUAUUUCUUGAAAUAAAAGGUGUUGAAAUAUUU